AUCACCUGCGAAACUAUACGUUCCAGAAAAGCAUUUCAAAAUAUACUGGACUGUGACCAGCUACUACAUCCUGUAAAUGUGAAGGAACCUGAACACUAAUGUAUGGCAUUCCAUUUGCGGUCACUUUUGCCACUGUAAAAGCCAGGCUUUCCCUGUUUCGGGAACAUCAGUUUACAUUUCUAGUCCAAACAACAUUAAUAUAUAGCACACUAUAAAAGAGAAGCGGAAAACAUGAGGCUAUGCUUAUGUUAAAGGGAAGGAUUUGAUGAACUUGCAGCAAUUUCACACAUCCGGUGACUAGGAGUAUUUUCUCUUGAAAACCUCAUCUAAAUACAAACCAAGUGUUCGCUGUGGAAGAAUUGUUGACCUUAAGAGAAGCCGAAGUACAUAAGAGUUUGCAAUAUAACAAAUGCAAGGACGUCCCCCCCCCCACUUUUUUCCAGAAUCAAAGCUGGAGAAAUAUUUCUCAGUCACUCAGUUAUUGCUAUGCAGCUUUAAGCAGGCAGGGGAACACUCGUUUUGAGGAUACUGUGGAUUCGUUUUGCUUUAUGGACACUGAUUAUCAAGACUUAACAACACCUGCAAGCUAAUUUUUAGAUGUUUUUAUUGGACGACGAGAGAGAAAGUUUGAAAUUCAAGUCCACUGGUGCGUGAACCCAUAUGUUCCAAGACACACUGAAACAUAAACAACUGGCGGUAUAUUUAAUAGCUUGCCUUCCACGGCUGCCAACCUAAGUGACCCUCUCUGAAAGUAGCCCUUCUGCAUUAUGAAGAAUUUCUCAUUUUCCAAAGAAGACUAUGAGCCUGGCAUUCCUUUCAUUCCCGGUUUCCUCAACUCCACAAAUGCACCAGCUCUUCCCGAAAGGCAGUCGAGAAAUGAACAAUUAGCUCUGGUAGAAAUCGCUGUGCUGGGGAUAAUAUUUGCGACAGCGUCUGUGGGCAACAUCAUCCUCAUCCUGGUGUUAUGGAGGAGAAGAAUGAAGCUGUCUAGGAUGUAUGUGUUCCUGCUUCACCUGAGCAUUGCAGACCUGAUGGUUGCAUUCUUCCAAGUCCUUCCGCAGCUCUUUUGGAAAAUUACAGAUGUUUUCAUGGGCCCAGACAUUCUGUGCAGAACCAUCAUUUAUCUCCAGCUGUUGAGCAUGUUUGCCUCCACUUAUAUGAUCGUGGUUAUGGCAUUGGAUAGAUACCAAGCGGUUUGCCACCCCAUGGCCUCUUUUCCAAAGAAGGCGGCCCUUUGGAACCCUCCGAUCUGCACAAGCUGGUUCAUUUCUCUGGUCUUCAGCGUCCCCCAGGUAUUUAUCUUUCGGAAGAGAGAGGUAUCCCCAGGCAUCUUUGACUGCCAAGCUGACUUCAUUGAACCCUGGGGCACAAAGGUGUACGUGACUUGGAUUUCCAUCGCUAUUUUCUUCCUCCCCGCAGCUGUCCUCAUCGUAUGUCAUGUGAGGAUCUGCAGAGCAAUUCAAAUGCAUAUGCAUUUGAAAAGCUGCAAUGAAUUGGAAGUGACGAAUCAGAAGCAAAUACAGCCAUGCCAGGGAAACAAUGCAAGUUGUACAUCGAAGGCUAUGAUCAAGACUAUAAAGAUGACAGUGGUGAUAGUUGUGGCUUAUAUUUUCUGUUGGUCACCUUUUUUCAUCGCACAGCUGUGGACUGCCUGGCACCCCAGUGAUGCUAGGACUGAAGGUCCAGUAAUAGCCAUUCUUAUGCUCCUAGGGAAUCUUAACAGCUGUGUUAAUCCAUGGAUUUAUAUGUACUUUUGUGGUCAAAUACCACGUUGUUCAAAAAAAAUACAGGACAACGCUGCAGCUCAUGAAGAAUCUACCAUUACAGGCAGUGUUAACUUGGGAGAGAAAGAAUCUGAAGACAAUAUCACAUCUGUGUAAUUACUAUAAACUCCUGCCUUUUCGGCUUAUGUUUGUUUCACUGAACUAUUUUUCUAAUAUGGGUAUGUGCACAUGUGGUAAGAAACAUUAUUUCUUUAUAUAUGUAUUUCCUUAAUUUUGAAGCAAAUAUAUUCAAGGUUUAAAAAUUCCCAGCACAGUGUAAAAGGCAUGCUGUAUGUGAAUAUAUUUGCAUGCCAAGUGCUGAACACCAUACAUACCAAGGUACAUCUCAAACUACACACAUUCAUAGGCUCCUCUCAAUUCUGUAUCCUCCUCCAGCAAGUUUAGUGAACGUACUAUAAUGUCUCUAAGGUACCUUUGCCACGGUAAAUGCAUAUCUCAACUCUCCUAAGGUUGUUUUCACAAAUUAUACCAAGCACACUUCUUUUAGUAAUAUGACAAUACAGCAGGCUUUAGAGAAGCGUGGGGGAACUUCUGUCUCUAGAUAGGUUUUUGUACUCCAAUUCCCAUCAGCGCUAGCCAUCAUGUCCAUGUGGCCU
This is a messenger RNA of Podarcis raffonei (Aeolian wall lizard), 2380 nucleotides long. Its product is annotated as mesotocin receptor-like. Gene Ontology annotation, molecular function: peptide binding; vasopressin receptor activity. The transcript has 3 exons. Gene Ontology annotation, biological process: G protein-coupled receptor signaling pathway; regulation of systemic arterial blood pressure by vasopressin; positive regulation of vasoconstriction. The record is from RefSeq and is a predicted model, not a curated record. Gene Ontology annotation, cellular component: membrane. NCBI's taxonomy places the organism in Eukaryota, Metazoa, Chordata, Lepidosauria, Squamata, Lacertidae. Bases 768 to 1880 code for a protein of 370 amino acids.